Messenger RNA from Stegostoma tigrinum, 4111 nucleotides. It is a transcript of the gene ccng1, whose product is annotated as cyclin G1. Lineage: Eukaryota; Metazoa; Chordata; Chondrichthyes; Orectolobiformes; Stegostomatidae. The record is from RefSeq and is a predicted model, not a curated record. Gene Ontology annotation, molecular function: cyclin-dependent protein serine/threonine kinase regulator activity. The transcript is spliced from 7 exons. Bases 58 to 1011 code for a protein of 317 amino acids. Gene Ontology annotation, cellular component: nucleus; cyclin-dependent protein kinase holoenzyme complex; cytoplasm. Gene Ontology annotation, biological process: regulation of cyclin-dependent protein serine/threonine kinase activity; mitotic cell cycle phase transition.
GAGCAAUUGAUUUGGCAGGCGGGCGGGCUGUGAGAGUGCCUUGAAAAGAAGACGACUAUGCGGGGAUCUCCGAACAGUUGGAGAACUGAGGGAGGGCAGAUGAUUGGAAUUGAAAAUCAAGGAGGAAGCAGUGAAAUCCUGGCACUUGUGAACCAGCUAAAUGUACAUCUAGAACAGGAACCAAAAUAUCAGCCAAGGAUAAGUGGUUUGAAGGUCAUCGAAUCAGCACCUGAGAGUGGAAUUCGGAUGACUGUGCGACUGAGAGAGUAUGAAGUCAAGGAUCUCCUUAGUCUGUCCCAGUUCUUCGGCUUUAGAACUGAUGCAUUUGUCCUGGCUGUCAGUUUGCUUGAUAGAUUCCUAGGAUUGAUUAAGGUGCAGCCAAAACAUUUAUGCUGUGUUGGCCUGUGCUGCUUUUACCUUGCUGUGAGAGCAACUGAAGAAGAGCACAGUGUUCCACUUGCCAGUGACCUGAUUCGAAUCAGUCAAUGUAGAUUCACCAUUUCAGAUAUGAUGAGGAUGGAGAAUAUUGUAUUGGAAAAGUUGCGCUGGAGAGUGAGAGGCCCAACUGCCUUGGACUUUCUGCGACUAUAUCACAAACUCAUUAUGAAUUGUUCUUCAACUGAAAGGAGAAUGAUGCUGAAUUUCGAGCAACUUGAAUCCCAGCUUAAAGCUUGUAAUUGUCGCUUUGUAUUCUCCAAAACAAAAGGGUCCAUAUUGGCACUGUCAAUCAUUGCACUGGAGGUCCAAACACAGAAAUUAUAUGAAUUAACAGAGACCAUAGAGAGUCUACAACAACAUUCUGAAAUAAAUGACCAUGAUUUGUUCUAUUGGCAAGAUCUUGUUGCAGAAUGUUUAGCAGAAUAUUCAUCAUCUAGCUGCUCCAGACCUAGUAGCAAAAGACUCAUGUGGAUCGUAUCAAGACGUACAUCCAGGCGACUUCACAGUUACCAUCAGAUAACUCCUCUUCCAACAAUUCCUGAAACUGCUACUUGUACUGAACGAGAACCAUAAUACACCAUGCACCAAAAAAGAACAAUGGUUGUCAGAUUUAGUGCCUCAACAGUUAGCCAAUUUUGAUCUUCACCAGAUGUCUUCCUGAAGAGCUGCAGCAUUGUGAAGUAGUGCACGGGAAGUAGUUCUGAAAAAUAUAACUAGCAGCUAUUAUUUUAAUAUUGCAUCUCUAAAUGUUUUCUAGGUGAGAUAUGAUUGGUACGAUAUUCAGCCUUUUGUAUUCAACCAUCAUGUAACUAUGCAGAGCUCAGGCAAAUGUUGAAUUUUAUAUACAGUUAUUUGGUUCUCAGUUCAACUUAAAACCUUUUAAUUAAUCUAAAAUCUUAAGUGAAAUUUGUAAUUACUUAAGAUACAAAUGCAUAUGACUCAUUUCGUUUAGGAAAUGGAAAUUCAUUGAUUCUCCGUGUCCGCUUCCAUUAUCAUACACGUCGACUAUCAAUUACUUUACUUCUUUCUCCUACCUCAAGCUUGAAGAAUCGAAGUGCAGUCAGAUGUAGAAAGAUCCUAGAAGUGGACUAAACACAGAUGUAUUUAGUCAUUCUUUUGAGUCUACUAAUGCAUAUUUAUUUGGCAAAUAAAUUUGUUUAUUAAUGAACAAAAUGCCUGUUUUUGACAUGUCAAUGGCUGAGACGAGGCUAUGGUUUCAUAACACUCCUUUUAAUUUCUACAGCUCUGACAGGCUAUGGGGAGAACUUAAUUGAGCAGGUGUGAUAGUGGGAGAGAUGCCAUCCGAUUCCUGGUGUUGGGAACACUGUCCUCAGUUAAAAUCAGUGCAGGAAGGGGUUGACACAGGAAUCUUGUUACUCUUGGAUUUUCCUAAACUCUACAAAAAGUGACAUUUACACAAUGUUUAGGUUUGGUACACAGUCUGUGGAAUAAAAGUUCUAAUUUUGUAAGCAGGAGAGUGGAAGAGUGGCGUUUUAUUUUAUGAUUUUACAGAAAAUAUUUAAAAUUUUUGUCAUCAGAUGCUGAAACUCAAUAUGCUCAAGUAGUGUUUCUAAUUCAAGGCUUCAGGUCCAGACAAAUGUAAAUUGCAUCACUGUUUCACUUGUGUGGAGGAAGCUGAGAGAGACUACAGUUAAAUGUUCUGAUGGCUGUGCUCCAGUUUCUCUAAGCAUUGCAGAGUUGUUACAUGUUAUGUUCAAACUUUAGAGUAAACAAAUAGUGCCUUUAAUUUUUGUCCCAAAAAUGUUGACUUAACUAUCUACACUGGCACUACCAAUUGGAGUUGCCUUGCAGAGAACGGGCGAGGGGAAUUGGUACUGGCAUGUGUUGUGGAUUUUCUUGUAUGGGAAGAUGUGGCAGAAAUGUUGUUGCUAUGGGCAGACUAAGCCUGUGAUCCUUGUAGUGAGCCAUUCAUUGUCAGGUUACUAUUGUACUACAGGUUUUUAAAAUUUAAAACAAAGCUUUUAUUUAUGGCUCACUUCAAGCAUUGUUGUUAGGACUUUUAUUCCUUCUGUGAAAGGAGGUGGUCAAGAAAAAGAUGCAAAAGAGAUAGUAAGAACUGCCUAUGCUAGAGUCAGAGAUAAGUGUGGAGCUAGAGGAACACAGCAGGCCAGGCAGCAUCAAGCUGAUGUUUCAGCUCAGGCCCUUCUUCAGAUGGUGGGGAUUGGGCAGUGAGAUGGGAGAGAAAAUGGACAGGUAGUGUCAGGUCAAGGAGGCAGGGAUGAGAGAGAGGGUUGGUCGUGGGAUGAGGCUCAGGGUAGGGAGAUUUUGAAACUAGUAAAAAUCCACAUUUAGGCCACAACCUGUCCAUCUGUCCUACUUUUCCAUCCCUCCUACCUCAUUGACCCAUUCCCACCAUUUCCUACCUGCACUCACCUAUCAUCGUCCCACCUACCUCUCCAAGCCCCACUCUCCUCUAUCCUUUCCCUUCCCCUAUUUCUGAAGGCAGGUCCCGACCCAAAACAUGAACUUUUCCGUUCCUUUAAUGGUGCCUGGCCUGCUGUGUCCCUCCAACUCCACACUUAUCUCUUCUAAAAGAUGUAAAAGCUUGUUGUCAUUACAGGACAGUUUCUAGGUAUAGAGGCUGCUUAUUUGAAGCUCCUAACUCAUGAAACUGUAAAAGGGUGUUCUGGCAGUUAGGACAAGCUAACUUAUGUAGAAGAAAUAGUUUGAGGAAGUGAAUUGAAUUUUAUGGUGAAUCGGAGGCUUCUGAGCAUGGAUUUUAUUAGAAUCAACACAACAAAAGACAUUACAGGUGGAAAAUUACUGAAGCAGAGUUUAAAUCCCUUUUCAAUGAAAGGAAUGGUUAGCAUUCACUUUUUGACAAGGAUGUUAGCACUUGUUUCUUUAUUAAACAAAUGUAGGGUAGAUUUAGUACAUUCUCCGCUUGAAAUGCUGAUUCCUAAUUGUUAAAUGUCAAAGAUAUUAGGUCAGUGUAUUUCAAGCAAUUUUGAAACAAAAAAUGCCAAAAUAAAAUGCACAUUAAAAUCAACUGAAGUCUUCUCAAAUGUCAGUGACUGUUUAUACUUUGUGAAAACCUUUUUUGGCUUGUUCCACUAACCCAAUUAACCAUUUGCUUUUCCAUUUGUGCUGUUGUUACUGAAUUAGUACUCUUUGUAAAUUGAGCAUAUUGUGCACUGAGUGUUUCAGCUUAUUGGUCAGCAUGUUGCAAGUAACCAACAAAACUAUUGUUUUCCUAAUUAGAGUUUGGAAGGGGAAAUAUUUGCUCAAACAAGAGCUUAUAUAAUUAAAAUGCUAUUGAAAAUUAAUUUAGAGUUGUGAGCAAUAUUGUUCAGCUCAGAGAUUAAAUGCUAUUGUCAAAUUCAUUUAGUGGACCAAGUUCUGAAUUUUCCCAUUUUUGUCAGAUGUUUUAAAAUCACUCAUGGCAACAAGACAUAUACAUGUGACUAAUAAAAGUGAACAAAUAUUGAAAAGCAACUGCACUGAAAUUGACAAAUGUUAACAUAUUACAUUGUGUAAAAUUCCAGGACACUAAAAGUUUGCCUUUUAGUGUUCACUUUAAAAGAAUUACAUUCUUAUUCAACAUUGUUUCUUACUACGAUCUGUGAUUGUUGUUUUUCGAUAGUACCAUGAAAUAUAGAAUGGGUUAGUUACAGGCCUGUGGAGUAUGAAACUGUUUCUAAUGACAGCUUGA